This is a messenger RNA of Lactuca virosa, 348 nucleotides long. The record is from the annotation of a GenBank genome assembly. NCBI's taxonomy places the organism in Eukaryota, Viridiplantae, Streptophyta, Magnoliopsida, Asterales, Asteraceae.
CUGUUACAUGCCCUAACUUGAAGCAAGAAAACACACACAGACACAAUCGUUCUGAUCAAAGUUAUGUCAAGCACCAGCAGCACCUGCACAGAUGUAGCAGCGGCGGAAGCAGUUUCUGAGCAGCUUUGUUACAUCCAUUGCAACUUCUGCAAUAUUGUUCUUGCUGUGAGUGUACCAUGCAGCAGCUUGUAUGAUACAGUGACAGUGAGAUGUGGAAACUGCACAAAUAUGUGGCCAGUGAAUGUGGGCAUGGCUGCUGCUUUUCAUCAAUCUCUCUCAGCUGGUUCAACUUCCACUUUCCAAGACUCAUCUUCUUCUCAUCAUCAGGUAAUGACAUCCCCUCUCUAG